UCCCCAUCUGGAUGAUUCGUACAACAUAUUGAUAUUAAAAAAAAAAAAGAAGAAAAAAAACAACGCAACACAACAAAUUUAACAAGUGGAUUUUUACAUCUUAAGCAAAGUAUUUUUUUCGAUACAACACACAACUACCAUAGAGAAAAAAAAGAAGUAUCUGUGUCAUUUAAAAGAAAAGAAAAAAAUCCAGGAUGUGUACCGGUGUUUGAGAUUCCAGACGGUGUAAAUGAUCAUUCAAGUAUGUAAAAGAUUGAUUGAGGACAACACAAAGAUAGACAACGCAGAUCGAAGAAAGAUCAGCGAAUAAAAAGAAGAUAACAAGCCAUCAUGGAAUUCUACGAUGUGGGAAGCAGCGAUCUCAGGGAAUUGUGGGAGUCUUACCUCACAGAACCAGUUCUCGGACAAGACGUAUCAAUGACGUCAAGAGAAGAGGAAUGGGGUAAUGUUUUGUGCCUUAGGGAUAAAUCAUCCUUAAGUGUCGUACUUAGAGAUCGUCUUAUGACGGAUGCAGCAUUGGGUGGACCACGUCCAAUCAAAUCCGAACACAGUUACAGUUUAUUAACUUCCAGUCCACCACCUAGUCCAGCAACACCUGGAACUAAUCCUUGUACACCUAAAAGUUCAGUACCUUCAACUAGUACUGCUGAUACGUUGGCAGUUAACACCAUUUCUUCGAUUGAUUCGAAUAAUUUGGAUCAUGGCAAAUCAUUGGAUAUUAGACCUAGAUUCGAUGAUAUGGAGGAUGAAUGCUUUUUAGCAAUUUCAAUGAACUCAUCUCGAAACGAGGAUCAAACGAUGCCGUUACCACUUCAAACAACUUAUACCUCAACGGUAAUUUUGAAGAAACCUGAUAUCAAAACUGAAGAUAACGAUUAUUCUGAAAUCAAAGGGGAACCGUUAAGCGCACCUGGUAGUCCUUGUACACCUUGUCCUUCUUCGAGCACAACCAUUGACGAUAAAAGUACGAUAACAAUGGUGUCACCACAAAAUCUGCACUUUUCUAGAAAGCAACUGGCACCUACGAGCGACAGCGAGGAAGACGAUGAAGAAUAUUAUCAGAGUAUGGAGGUAGAAGAAUACGGUGUACCAAGUGAAGAAUAUGAAGGAAGUCACACAUCUAGACAAAGUUUACCACCAACACCACCUAGCAGUGCAAGUUCUGAUAGCGAAGGAACAGCGUCAGCUUCCUGUUCACCUGAACGUCGAGAUUCACAGCAUUCAACACAUUCUCAAAAUAUUAGAGGUCUUUUAACACCUAGAUUAUAUGUUACCAAUCCAACACAUACUACAAGACAACCUAUUCACACACCUUUAAUUUCCUGUCAACCGAAAGGUUCAACUGGUGUUUUGACGUUAACGGAAGAAGAAAAAAGAACUCUGAUUGCUGAGGGUUAUCCUGUACCUACUAAAUUACCUUUAACAAAACAGGAAGAAAAAUCUUUGAAAAAAGUACGCAGAAAAAUCAAAAAUAAGAUAUCAGCACAAGAAUCACGAAGAAAGAAAAAAGAAUACAUGGAUGGCCUAGAAAGGCGAGUUACCAUAUUGACAAAUGAAAAUUCUUCGUACAGGGACCGUUUAACAAUACUUGAAGACACGAAUCGUGAAUUGUUAAAAGAAUUGGCACGCGUGCAAGCACUUUUAGAACGCCAAUCAUCUUAGCUUAUUUUUUUUUGGUCGUCUUCUUUCAACAAAAACAACACUUUGCUAAAACUUUUUUUUCUUUUUGUUAAUCAUCGAUUGGGAAAAAUGUUGCACUUCUUUUUUGUAUUUUUUUUUUUUUCAAGAAAAUGAUCCUCUAACUUUUAAUAAUAUUUUAAUA
Messenger RNA from Polistes dominula (European paper wasp), 1822 nucleotides. RefSeq names its product Cyclic-AMP response element binding protein A (gene CrebA). Gene Ontology annotation, biological process: regulation of transcription by RNA polymerase II. Gene Ontology annotation, molecular function: cAMP response element binding; DNA-binding transcription factor activity, RNA polymerase II-specific. The record is from RefSeq and is a predicted model, not a curated record. Lineage: Eukaryota; Metazoa; Arthropoda; Insecta; Hymenoptera; Vespidae.